AUGACUUCUAUUGAUGAUUCAAAGCGUUCUUUAGUGGUUAUGGCUGAUUCAAGAGUUCGCAAGAAUGCAACAGAACCAAUCAAAACAUACUCAUUCAUUCGUGGAAGUUAUGAUUCAACAUUAACUAGAACAGUGAAUGAUAUAUUAAAUGAUUUGAAUAUUAAGGUAAGAGUUGAACAGAAGAACGAAGAAAUAAAGACUAUCAUGAAUGAAAACAAAGAUGUAAACAUUGACGAUAAACUUGCCCAGAGCAUAGUCGAUGGUAUUAGUGAUUUUGAAGUACAUAAUGACGGUGGAAACAUGAAUUUAGAAAAAGAAAUAACAUUAUUCACACUGUUUCAAGCUAUUAAUUCGUUACCUAAUCAUUUGAUUAAUGAAGCAUACGAUAACGUUUAUAACUUCUGCAAUUUAACAGAAAAUGCAAAAAGUAAUUUUGAAAAAGCACGUAGUAGAUAUGCACAUUUAAUGACUUCUCCAUUUGUUUUGGUGAAGAUUCUAAAACUAUAUCAAAAGGAAUAUUAUGAUGAAUAUGUUUUACCUUUAUUACGUAAGCCAAAAAUAACAUUUGAUAUCAAACUUGAUGACUUGUUUUUGAUAACAGAUAUUAGACGCAAGGCUGAAAAUCAUCAGUAUAAAAACAGUUCUGAAGUAAUUGAGGAUUUAUCACGUGUAAUUCGUUUUGUAGAUUGUGGAAACAAAUAUUUCAUUCAGAAAGAUUACAACAUACACGACAAAAUGAAUCAAAUAUCAUUUGUUCUUCAGUCAAACAUGAAAGAGUCACUUAAAAUGAUUAAAUUAUUUAAAGAAGAAGGUAAAACAAUAACAGCAUGGGAUGUACUACUAAAUCAAUUGUCUUCAUUAACCGUUAAGGGU
Molecule: messenger RNA, 873 nt
Organism: Trichomonas vaginalis G3
Lineage: Eukaryota; Parabasalia; Trichomonadida; Trichomonadidae
Exons: 1
Source: RefSeq, a predicted model, not a curated record